This is a messenger RNA of Microthlaspi erraticum, 549 nucleotides long. The record is from the annotation of a GenBank genome assembly. NCBI's taxonomy places the organism in Eukaryota, Viridiplantae, Streptophyta, Magnoliopsida, Brassicales, Brassicaceae.
AUGAGCGCAAUCAACAUCACAAACGUCGCCGUUUUAGAUAAUCCUGCUCCUUUCGUCAGCCCUUUUCAGUUCGAGAUUUCAUACGAGUGCUUGACAUCUCUCAAAGACGAUUUGGAAUGGAAACUGAUAUACGUAGGAUCAGCAGAAGAUGAGACAUACGAUCAACUUCUAGAGAGUGUACUCGUAGGACCUGUUAAUGUUGGCAACUACCGUUUUGUAUUGCAGGCUGAUCCUCCAGAUCCAUCAAAGAUCCGCGAGGAAGAUAUAAUCGGUGUCACGGUGCUGUUGCUGACAUGUUCUUAUACAGGUCAAGAGUUCUUGAGAGUUGGUUAUUAUGUGAACAAUGACUAUGGUGAUGAGCAGCUUAGGGAAGAGCCUCCGAGUAAGGUUUUGCUUGAUAAAGUACAGAGGAACAUACUCUCUGAUAAACCGAGAGUUACUAAAUUUCCUAUCAAUUUUCAUCCGGAAGACGAGCCUCCUGCAACCGCUCCUCCUCCUCCGAGUGAACCAUCUGAUGUCAAUGGUGAAGAAGCUCAAGUUUUGCCUUAG